AUGAGUUCCAGACGAACCGGAGACGUACUCGAGACCCACGUCGUCUUCGACGCCGGCGACUCCCAAGUCCGUCUCACUGGAAGAUCUCGAUGCGCACCGUCGAGAAUCGGCGAAGGAGAACGAACGUACGUUGGAACUGGGCAACCAGAAGCUGAACGAGGUGCAGGACAAACUUGCGGAAAAGGAACGAAAACUGACCGAAGCCAGAGUCGUCAUUCAGAAAUUAAAAGACGAAAUACACGAGGCGAAGAUGUCCGCGUUGAAAGAAUCGUCCGACGUUCGCAGCAUCGCGGAGGAAGAGGUCGAACGUCUCAAGACAGAACUCGCUUCAAAGACGGAUGCCCUNNNUUUACGCUGAUCCGCCCACGCCGGCCACCAGAUCCUGUCUCUUAUACACAUCUAGAUGUGUAUAAGAGACAGCCUGAAGAGAGCGGACUCGAGCUGCAGCAAAAGCUGCAGGAAGCUGCCCGCAAACUGAAAGACCGAGAGAGAUCGCACGCCGACAUGGAAGAGGAGUUGGAAGAGAAAGACGACAAAAUCAGCGUGCUGAAGAAAGAGUCGACGCUCGCCAAGACCGUGAUGUCCAUGUACGAAAAGCGGGUGGACGUCUUGGAAGAAAACCUGAAAACGGCAUGCAAGCGAUACGACGAGGAAGUGAAAAGCAGACGGAUUGUGGAGGCGGCCGCGAAAAAGGCAGACGAGCACGCGCAAUCCAUGGCCGAUAAGAACGUCGAAUUGCAGCGAGAACUUUUAAGACGGCAACCCGAAGAGUCGUUGUACGAAAUGGAAGUGAACCUCGGAGAGAAAGAGGAGUUGCGGCGAGCGCAAUCCGAUAUGGAGGAGGAACGGAAGACGGUUAUGCGAUUGAAGAGUGCGAUCGAGGACCUGAAAAAGGACCAAACGCGUCAUUCGGAGGUUUUUCGAGAGAACAAGAACCUGAAGGAGGAGGUGGAAGCGAACGCCAGGAGGAUCGAAAGUCUCGACGACGAACUUCGCUCGUCAGACGAACUUCGUGCCGAAAAGGACAAGGUGGCAACAGCCGUGAAGGAACGCAGCAACGACGACGCCCAAAGUUCAGUGACGCUCGAGAAAAUAAAAGACGAAUUGCGACUGACGAACCGGGAAGCUGCGGCUGCAAAGGACCUCCAACGAAGGUCGGCGACGAAGCUGGAAGAGACCGAGAAGCAGGUGGAGAGUCUGAAGGAACGGUUGGAUGACAAAGGUCGCUCGACUGCCAACGCGAAAAAGGAGAUCGCCUCCCUCAGAGACGAACUUCGUGCCGAAAAGGAAAAGGUGGCAACGGCUUCCAAGGAACGCAGCGACGGCGACGCACGACGUUCGGCAAUUCUCGAAAAGAUAAAAGAGGAUCUGCGACUGGCGACUCGCGAAUUGGAGACUGCCAAAGACAGGGAACGACGGUCGGCGAAGAAGUUGGAAGAGAACGAGAGGGAGGUCGAGAGUCUGAAGGAGUGGUUGGAC
Molecule: messenger RNA, 1479 nt
Organism: Anneissia japonica
Lineage: Eukaryota; Metazoa; Echinodermata; Crinoidea; Comatulida; Comatulidae
Product: trichohyalin-like
Exons: 2
Source: RefSeq, a predicted model, not a curated record